GGCGGUGUGUGUGUGUUAAGAGCUGGGCUUGUCAUAUGUGGGGAGAGAGGGGAGGAGCAGUACACAUAUGCAUUACGCUACACACAUCUCUCCCUUCACUCUCGGCGAGACCUUCCUGUCUUCAGCAUCGCAGCAAAGCUUUCUCACAGCAUCUUCCUCACACUUCAAGAAAAUGCUAGCCGGUUUGAGAAGGUGGGCGGGCAUGAGCGGGCGUGCUCAUGGCGUAGCAGCGGCGGCACAGCAGCAGUUUGGCCAGCGUGCGUCCAGCAAUGAUGUGAACAUUUUCAGAGAUACCGCAACGAUGCGGAUGCCCAAUGGAGUAAAGCAAAGUCCAGGACUGUUCAGCCCCGAGGAGGUGGAGGGACGAGUGAAUCGCCUGCGUCACCACAUGGAGCAAGAGGGUCUGGCCGCCUGCCUCUUCACCUCCAUCCACAACGUCAACUAUUACACAGGAGGGUUCACCUACUGUGCCUUCGGGCGACCUUACGGAUUGCUGAUAACACCUGAAAAACACGUCACCAUCUCAGCACUGAUUGACGGCGGGCAGCCCUGGCGACGCUCCCCACAUGACAACAUAAUCUUCACAGACUGGAAAAGAGAUAACUACUUCAGGGCUGUGGCAGAGGAGCUCGGUCCCACUAAGGGAAAGGUCGGGGUGGAGGAGGACCACCUUAACGUGGAGAAUCAGGCCAAGCUGCUACACCACCUUCAGGGUGCCACUCUCACUGAUGUGUCUCAGGCCACCGUGAGGAUGAGGAUGUUCAAGAGCAAAGAGGAAAUCGCAGUUAUCAAGAACUGCACAGCCACAGCAGACGUAGGAGGGUGGGCGUGUGUUGAGGCGCUGGGCGAGGGAGUGCCUGAGUACGAGGUGGCAUUGGCUGGCACACGUGCCAUGGUGCGCCACAUUGCUGCUACCUACCCUAACAGCGACCUAAUGGACACAUGGGUGUGGUUCCAGUCUGGAAUAAACACAGAUGGUGCCCACAAUCCAGUCACCACCCGAAGAAUACAGAAGGGUGACAUCCUCAGUUGUAACGCCUUCCCGAUGCCCCAAGGGUAUUAUACUGCCUUGGAGAGGACCUUCUUCUUGGACCACUGCAGUGACGCCCACCUCAAGGUGUGGGAAGGCAACGUUGCAGUUCACAAACGAGGGCUGGAACUCAUUCGUCCAGGAGUCAAGUGUUCAGAAAUUGCCCAGGAACUGAAUGAACUCUACGCCGAGCUUGGUCUCCUCAAGUAUCGCAUGUUUGGCUAUGGCCACUCCUUUGGAGUGUUGUGCCACUACUACGGACGUGAGGCAGGUCUUGAGCUGCGGGAGGACAUUGACACAGUGCUGCAGCCGAACAUGGUGGUGUCAAUGGAGCCUAUGGUGACUGUUCCCGAGGGACUACCUGGAGCAGGGGGAUACCGGGAACAUGAUGUCCUGGUGAUCAAUGAAGAUGGAUCGGUUGAAAACGUAACAGGUUUCCCCUUCGGACCAGAACACAACAUUUUCAAGAAGUAAAGAGAGGAUGAAGGAAACCUUUCUGAUGCUAUCGGACUCUCCUGGGAAGAAAGAGAAUGUUUUUUUUCUUUCUUACACACGCACACGCACACAGGCACACGCACACAGUUGGUUUAUUGACAAAAAGAAACAUGAUUCAAGGAAGAAGCGGCACCACCACCACUAAAAGUCCCCUCAUCAGCACAGACGGGCCACUUAGAACCCGUGUGGUGCUUUUUGCUUCACGAAACAACAACGGACGAACUGCAAACCAUAUUCGUCUGAAGCAGACCCAUGAGCGAAACUAGUCAGGAAAAGUGCUCGUUUCCCAGCCCGUGUUUCCUUCACUCCCUACCACGACUCGUCACAAUGUUCACACAAUAAUAAUAAUAAUAAUAAUAAUAAUAAUAAUAAUAAUAAUAAUAA
This is a messenger RNA of Portunus trituberculatus (swimming crab), 1909 nucleotides long. RefSeq names its product creatinase-like. Lineage: Eukaryota; Metazoa; Arthropoda; Malacostraca; Decapoda; Portunidae. The record is from RefSeq and is a predicted model, not a curated record. Bases 68 to 1504 code for a protein of 478 amino acids. The transcript has 9 exons.